AUGAAUGUAUCUGCAGCUAAUGUGACGGUGGUUUUAGAUUAUCGGGAUUCCUUUACCAAGGCUGUGAUAAAGAAUGUCAUUGUUGUGGUCCUUAGCAUUUCCAUCAACUACAUCAAUGCAGGAAUCAUUCGUACCUUCUGUGAACACCAGAUCUUCUACACUAAUCCUCGGUACAUCCUGUUUUUUCACUUGGUGAUCAAUGACAUGAUCCAAGUGUCGCUGACUGUGACUCUUUUCAUAAUAAGCUACAUCAUCUACAAGAUACAAGUGUUUGUUUGUUGCAUCUUAAUCCUGACUGCCCUGUUUGCCACUGAAAACACCCCACUGAACCUGGCCUGCAUGGCAGUGGAGUGUUACAUCGCCAUCUGCAUUCCUCUUCGUCAUCCUCAGAUCUGCACAAUCAAAAGAACACGGUUGCUUAUUUCUCUGAUCUGGACCACCAGCAUGUUGUCUGUUCUCCCUGAUCUCUUCAUUACCUUGGCCACAGAACCACUCGACUAUUUUAAUCAACAUGUGUUUUGCCUCAGGGAAACCGCUUUUCGAAAUCCCAAAAUAAUCGAAAGGAGAAAUAUUACCUAUACCGUAUAUCUGGUUCUAGUUUGGUGUGUUAUAUUUUACACUUAUUUUCGGAUAUUAUUCACAGCUAGAUCAGCAAGUAAAGAUGCUAAAAAGGCGAGGAACACAAUCCUCCUCCAUGGAUUUCAGCUUCUGUUGUGUAUGGCAGGGUAUGCAGAACAUCAGGUGAAAGAGGCAGUGUUGCAAUGGUUUCCAAAGUAUUACUCAGACUCUCUGUUUGCUUGUUAUAUAAUUUUCCAAAUACUCCCAAGAUCUAUUAGUUCAAUCAUCUAUGGCAUAAAGGAUAAAACUUUCAGGAAGCAUCUGAAAGGGCACUUAGUAUGUAAGGUGAGUUCACAUUAAUAUUAAUGGAGUGUGUACAUCUAAUUUUGCUUUAUAGUCUUGUAUGAAACCUUAUAUGGAUAUUUCAAUGAACCUUUUCUUCGCCAAAUGAACUUCACUCGAAAAAGAUUCAAUAAUGUGUAUUUAAGGAUUUUAUGAUUUCAACGUUACUGUUCUCUCAUACACGAGGCAUUGUUGGCAGGACCAAAGUGUAGGCAGAGUAAGUAAGUGUAAGUGAUAUUCAUAAAUCAAAUGAGAAACUUACAGCAGGAGACUUGGAAAAUAGGCAGUGAAACAAGCAGGGAAGUGGAGCGUAAGUUUCGUAUUGAAUGUCUGUGCCAGUAGCUUGCUGAGUUCUGCUGAUUUAAUUAUGGUGCCCUUUUGGCUCAUUACAAAGACGAAAAGAAAGAAAGAAAAAAAUAAUAAUAAAAAAGAAAGAAAGCCAAGAGGAAUUAUGCAGUGCUGGGAAUACAGUGUGAACAUUAGUGUUCACUGAAGCCAGAGAAGCAUUCUGGUUUUGCUGCUUGGUCGAUGGAUAGAGUACACAGCAUUGCUAAUACUGAUACUAGGGAUGACAAUGCUAUUAUUAGGCUUCUUAUCUAUAGUAGUAUUAUAAAGUAUAAUAAAGAUUUUCAGCAUGUAAUGGAUGCAAUACUUACCAUUGUUUAAGUUUCAUAAUAUAAGCUAGAAAUUAUUUUAUCAAGUAUUACAACCAUACUAGCACUGAUAGAAGAAUGGACACAUUUACUCGCUUAGCAAGUUAAUUCACCAUCACUGGGCAAGUUAUUGCAUCUCCAUGUCCAUGUGUCAUGUAAACAAGCCAGCUAUCAUAGAUGGUUUUCAAAAGUUACUUCCUAAAUUUAACUGUCCAGUGAAUAUGAAUAUU
Cyprinodon tularosa is the source of this 1783-nucleotide messenger RNA. RefSeq names its product odorant receptor 131-2-like. The record is from RefSeq and is a predicted model, not a curated record. Gene Ontology annotation, cellular component: membrane. The transcript is spliced from 2 exons. Gene Ontology annotation, molecular function: G protein-coupled receptor activity. Gene Ontology annotation, biological process: G protein-coupled receptor signaling pathway. Lineage: Eukaryota; Metazoa; Chordata; Actinopteri; Cyprinodontiformes; Cyprinodontidae. Bases 1 to 918 code for a protein of 305 amino acids.